Molecule: messenger RNA, 558 nt
Organism: Calliphora vicina (urban bluebottle blowfly)
Lineage: Eukaryota; Metazoa; Arthropoda; Insecta; Diptera; Calliphoridae
Gene: LSm1
Product: U6 snRNA-associated Sm-like protein LSm1
Exons: 3
Coding region: 99-512 (137 amino acids)
Biological process (GO): deadenylation-dependent decapping of nuclear-transcribed mRNA
Cellular component (GO): P-body; Lsm1-7-Pat1 complex
Molecular function (GO): RNA cap binding
Source: RefSeq, a predicted model, not a curated record
UAAAACUUCAUAAAAUAAUAUUUAUUUAAACUAAAAUACAUAUUUACUACACAAAUUGCAUUUACUUAAUAUUAUAUAUAAUAUAUAAUAAAGAAAACAUGGAUGAUUUAAAUCCUUUAGCCGGCACUGCUCAUCUGUUAGAAGAGGUGGAUAAAAAACUAAUGGUUUUAUUGAGAGAUGGUCGUACAUUAAUUGGCUAUUUGCGUUCAGUGGAUCAAUUUGCAAAUCUAGUAUUACAUCGUACCAUAGAACGUAUACACGUUGGCAAUGAGUAUGGUGACAUACCGCGCGGAGUUUUUAUUAUACGUGGAGAAAAUGUCGUGCUACUGGGUGAAAUAGAUCGUGAAAAGGAAUCAAAAUUGCCUCUAAAGGAAAUAUCUGUAGAUGAAAUCCUCGAUGCUCAAAGAAGAGAACAAGAACAACGUCAAGAAAAACAUCGUUUAAUAUCGAAAGCUUUAAAAGAACGAGGUUUAGCUGUUAAUGCCGAUAUAAUUAAUGAAGACUUUUGUUAAUGUUGAUGGUUUAUAUGUUUAAUAAUAUAUUAAAUUUUGUAUUUAA